This is a messenger RNA of Didymodactylos carnosus, 1626 nucleotides long. The record is from the annotation of a GenBank genome assembly. NCBI's taxonomy places the organism in Eukaryota, Metazoa, Rotifera, Eurotatoria, Philodinida, Philodinidae.
AUGUCUCGAAAUUGUGGCUCAUCAUAUUCGUCAACGUUAGGCAAAACGAAUAUUAAUGGUACAUGUAAUACGAAUAAUAAUCGUUUUGCUCAAGGCUAUCUGUCUAAUUGCUGUAAUAACCGAGAUUACUAUAAAUUACCGGUAAUAAAUAAUGGUACAACAAUGCCCAAUAAUAAUCCAUUGUUUUGUCGCACAUCGAAUCAGGCAUCCAAUCUACUAGCAUCGUCACCACCAUUUGCUGCCGAUGUUAAUCCCAUACAUUUUACCGAUAUAUGUAAUGUUAAUUGUGGUAAUGCUCACAAGAUCAAACCAUGUCCAUCAUCGGAUAUUUUUCCCGAUACAAAAAAUGCGUGCUCAUCAUCGUAUAAUAAUUGUAAAAUGUCUUGUCUACCUCCAAAUGGUUACAAGGAUAUGAAUCGUUCAAGUGACAAUAAUUAUGGUUUACAGACACCAGCAAAUAAAGGCUGGUCAAGUACAUCGUUUACGGGUUUUGGUAAAAGUGGUCUACAUCAACAAAAUAUGUCAUCACCAUUUGCGUUAGAUCGCCCUGGUGGAAAUUAUCCAAAUAGUGGAUACAAUAAUAAUUGUAAUACUCAACAACGACCAGUAACAUCAAAUGGUUUAUAUCACAAUUCAUUAUCGAAUAAUAGCAAUGGUUAUCUAAUGGGAAGUGGACAGAAAACAGUUUUACGGGAUCGACGUUUAGCGGAUGAAAUAUUACAAAAAGCAGGAAUACCCUUUUCAAAUCCUUGUGCAGUAGAUUGUGUGGAAGUUAUUUCAGAUUGUCCUGUGUCAGGUAAUGAUAAUAUUAGUUGUGAUCCACAUCCACUCUGUAUGAGAAAACCAGCUGAUUCUCAGCCGCCACCCCCACCACGUCAAGUUAUUGUAGAGCGUCUUCCAACGCCUCCGGCAAAGCCCCGCCAAAUUAUUUUUGAAAAAUGGCUUCCAUAUGAAGAACCUAAAGAUCGUCCAUGUAUAGUAGAAAAGGCUGAAGCUUGCAAUUAUCAAUCACCUCCAAAAAAUGUUAUUAUUCAAUACGAGUCACUUGAACCACGAAUUCAAGCAAACUGUGUCGACGAAGGUGUGCUUAGUAUGGAUCCGCAACAGUACGUUAAAGAACGACCAUCAGGAAAUGCUGAAGUUUGUUAUGUUGAUAAAAUUAGUAAUCUACCUGAUAAUAUCAGAUGUCAAUUAGGACCACAAGCGUUGGCUUGUGUGAACAGCGAUAGAAAUAAAAAUAUGAAUAUUGAUCAACAUUCAUUUAAUACGUGUGUUGUUCGAACUAAUCCACAACAGCAGCAACGCGAUAGUCGACGUCAACCUCGAUCAUCUCUAAAUUGUAGACCAGCAAUGUCUACUCCUUCCACUGGUAGACAACAGCAACUUUCUUCUCAUUGUUCGCAGCCUUGUCCACAACCGUGUACUAUGAGCAAUUACCGAAAUACAAAUAAUUAUUCAUCGGCAAGUUCUAUGCCUAAGUGUAUUACAAAAUACGAUAUAAAUCAAUUAGCACGUCCAGGACAACAAGCUAUGACAAACGUAUCACGUUCGUACUACAAUCCGUGGAUAACGACGUAUGGAGCGUCGUAUACAAAUAAGAAUCGAGUGGGAUGUAGAACUCACUAA